This is a messenger RNA of Volvox carteri f. nagariensis, 4692 nucleotides long. RefSeq lists its product as uncharacterized. The transcript is spliced from 27 exons. The record is from RefSeq and is a predicted model, not a curated record. NCBI's taxonomy places the organism in Eukaryota, Viridiplantae, Chlorophyta, Chlorophyceae, Chlamydomonadales, Volvocaceae. The coding region runs from base 1 to 4692 and encodes 1563 amino acids.
AUGGAGGUGGCAAAUAUUGGCUGGUCGGCCAGCAACCGACUGCUCGUGCACGUCUCAGACGCUCAUGAUAUAAGCUCUGGUGGCAAAGGGGACACCAGCGAUACCGGCUAUGUCACAGCUCGCAGGACCCGGCACGCGGCUAUUUUACGGCGGCUCCGAAAGGAAUGCGGCGUGCAGCUAUACUAUCUUGCGUAUUUCAACCAAAGCACCCAGCAGCUGGUUGAGGAGCUCCGUCACGAGUGUGGUAAGGAGGCUGGAUCUGGGUGGCUGGUUUCGGAGCAAUUGGACGCGCCGGAGGCGCUGCCCACCAAGGUGGCGGAGCUCUUGGUGGACCUGCUAAAUACGGCGGGAAGCAGCAACCAGCAGACCGCCGCCGCUGCGGGGGCCGUGGAGGGCGGUGCCAAUGAGGAGGCGGUCUUGGUGCAGGUUCCCCAACGACACAAGCUACUGCAGCCCGGCAGGGCGUGGGUUCCUCGACCGCAGAGGCGGGUGCAAAAUCGAAGUCGCCGUGAGAGCCAUCGGUCGUCUCUGGCCGCUAGCCAUGCAUCUAGCACCAUGGGUGCCAGACCUCUCAGGAGCAGCCCAAUGCCAGAGCUGGAAGCCCGUAGAAGUAGCCGAGGCUCCAUCUACAGGAGCCCGAAAGCGCUGUCGGCGGCGUCUGACGCCCCUGGGACCAGCUCAGGGCCGCUCAGGAAGGGCAAUCGUGCGGAAGGGCCUGGACAGGGUGGAGAAGGCGCCGGAGGAGGUCUGACCCCAGCCGGUCCGAGCAGAGCGCCGUCGGAGGCCGGCUCAUCGCCUUACAAGGCUACUGAGCUCGGAUGGAGUCCUUUGGAAACCGGUCCCGGCCGUAGCUCGAGUCGCAAUAGCGCCACCGGGGCAUCAUCGAAUGGCUGCACCAGUCGAAAACACAGUGGGCGUGUGGCAUCGGGUGCAUCGACCAGCCGGAUGGCGCAUGCGCCCGUGAGCGGCACCGCGGCCAUCGCGGUGGCCGGAGGCUCAUCCAGCCAGGGCUCCUGCGCGCAUAGGAGCGGACUGCCGUUGGAGGGGUCUGGCGUGGCGAGUACGAGCACCGACGCUAUUGGUGCUGGGGGAGAUCAUCUUCCGGUCACCCUGGGUGGCGUUAUGGAGCGGAGCGGGCCGUUCGGCUCCAGCCAGCGGAUUCCAGUGGUACAGCAGACUCAGAAGGUCAUUGCCCCAAGCAGCACAUCGGCUGUGACACCGCUGCUGCCCUGGUCGGCCCGUGCGUUGAAGGACUUCAAGGCCGAGAUGCGGGCUGCUUGCUUCAUGUUGCUGGACCCCGCCGACGACCCGCUGACUGGCCGACUGGAUUCAGUGUUCGCCUUGCCUCCGGAGUUGUGGCCUGUGCUGCCUGCUGGUGCGCUGUACUGCCUGGAGGCCGCCGACCCACGGGCCACUUUCCAGUACAUGCAGCACCGUAGCUUCCCGACGACCAAGGUACGUUUGUCCACGUACUUUGGCAAGUGGGGUCGACAUCUGGUUGACUUCGUUGUUUCGUGGCAGCCUACUCCGCGCGCUGAGGCGGCCUGGCAGCUGGAGGGAGGAAAGCAGCCGCCAUUGCCCUGGGAGCAGAGGCAGGUGGUGGCGCACACGACCAACGGCGAGUACCAGUACGCCAACACCCGCAUGCGCUUCCGCGGGCCCAAGUCCACCGAGCCCGAUUCGGGGCUUGUGGAGUACUGCGACGCGCACGGAGUGGACCUCUUGGAUACCAAGGCCGCCAACGAGACCGCCCCACGCAACAGUGACAAGGACCGCGAGGCGCACCUGGUCGACCCGCCCCGUCCCAACACCUGGGGAGAGCUGGCCAGACGGCCGCUGAUCAGCAACCUGCGCAGCCGCGGAGAUCUUCGCACCAGCUGUGGUCGCCGCGUCCCCUCCGGCUACUUCUUCACGCUAGUCCCCACCGCGCUCAGCAUCCCGCCAGAUGGACCUGGGGGCCCGACCCGUAGCCGGCCCUCCUCUGCCGGCCGCGCCUUCUCCGCGGCACGUCAGACGUGCAGCCUCACCUCCACGACCAGCUCCGCCUCCGCUGCAACCGCCGCCACCGCCACCACCUCAGUCGCCCCAAGCACAACCCUCGCGCCUAAGGACCGUUGGCGAACUUACGACGUGCCGUUCAAGCACCCAAUUCAUUCGACGCGGGCGCAGGAGCUGGGCGCGCAGGAGGCGAGGGCGUCGGGGCGGGGCGUGCGUACGUUUAGCGACUCCGCCGCCGUCAUCAAGGCGAGCACGUGUGUACGGCAGAUGGUCGGGUUGAUCUCCGAGCAGGAGCUCCGCCUCCCCCGCGCCUUUGUCCCCGGCCCCGUGGUGGUUCCCCGCUGGGAGGACAUUCCCCGGCUGUAUGCGGAACACAUGGAGGCGGCCAGGGGCCUUAUGCCGGUCACUGAACUGGACAUGUACGGCAGCUCCAAGCUGCACAUGCUGAUCUACCACCUGCAGUGCGCCGCGACGCUAGAGUACGACAGGCUGGACGCCAAGUUGCUCCUACUGCCCCAGAUGGCCCGCCUGGGUUGUAAGAGUGUGGAGAUCGAUGCAUGGCUGCAGGCCAUUAUAGAACACGCGUCAUACUUGUACGACAAGUUACGAAUUUACGAUACAUCGAUCUGGGCCGUCAGCGAGCAGAGCUCCAAGCCGUGGCCGCUGCGAAGCAGCCUUGCAGCGGCGACGACGCUGCUGCCUCCGCCGCCAGCGGCCACCGCCACUGCCCCUGGGCAUCGCGAAGGCUGGGUGUUCCCUGAUCCGCUAAAGGACACAGCGCACGCAUCGUGCAGCGCUGUGAAUGCAGCGGCCCAGCCCCGGCCGGAGCUACGUGAGCAGAGGGUGCCCGUGCAGCGGGUCACGCAGGCAGAGUGGUCGGCAGUCGCGAGGGUCAUGCGACCCACCCGCCAUGCCACCCUGUACACGACCUGGGUGCGCUUGAGGCCGCUGAUGACGGGCAUGAAGACUGGCGGCGGCGGCGGCGGUUGUGGUGGCGGCGGUGGCGACGGCGGCGCCUCAGCUUCGCACAGCCACGCGGGUAGCAUGAUUUCUGCGCCAUCAGAUGCGGGCGCCACCGCCGCUGGUCUUGACGACGGCAUGCCGACAGCAGUAAUGUACGACCCGUACAGUCACGGCGCAGUCAACCGAGAGGUGCUAGAAUAUCUGCCCAAGGACCUGGAGGCCAUGUCCUCCCCCGACUACGUGGCCCCCGUCCCCGCCACCGGCAAGAAGAUCAAGCAGCGCGGCUACCGGGGCGAGGGCCCGCUGCCGCCGGAGCUGGUGGCCGAGAUGCCCACCGUGCACCGGCCGGUGAGGUGCAGGGGGGCGGAUGAGACACCGCUGCCGCCCGAGCUCCAGAAAAUGGACUUGUGGAAUGUCAAGAACAAGGCGGAGCAGGCUUCCCCCCGGGCCCCUCAUCCCUCCGGGGACACCGGGGCUGUGAGGACGAGCCAGGUCGCGGUGCACCGGCUACAGAUGGCCAAGGAGUUCGCCGCAACGCGUCAGGCGGCUGUACGGAAGUCCAUGCAGCUGGCAAAAGGUGUGACGCCGUUUGAUGAGCCCGAUGCGCCGUACUACGGCUCCGACGUAGCCGAGGAUGAAGACUCAUGGACAGAUCUGAUCUCCAGCCGGCCAGCUACUGCGACCCAGACCGCUGAUGAUUUGGGCCAGUCGACCCCUGAGGACGCUGCCCAUGUGAGGGAGCGGGAGAGGGCAGCUGCUGAGGCGGCCGAGGCACGGAGGCGGCUGCUGUCUAACGGGCCAUUCAAGGGCCGCGAGCAGGUGAAGUUGGGGAAAGGGCUAAGCAGGGCCGCAGGUCUGCGCGGCGUUGCCACUCCCAUCUCCGAGCCCGAUAACCUGCGCUUCCUCUUUAUGGGCGAGGAGCCGCGCGAUGUGACAGAGGCCUACCAGCCACCCCCUCUGGAGCAUGGCCACCCAGAGGUCCUUUCCAACCAGUGGUUCAAGCACACGGGCAGCUUCUCCUCUACUCAUGCACACACGGACAAUGGCCCGGAGCCGUUCAGUCUGGAGAAGUUGAUGCGAGACCCCAAUGACCGCGGCUCGGAUAUCGACUCGGGAGUGGACGCCAUUCCGCUCAUCGACCUUCCCACGGCCAAGGGCAGUAUCUUUGGCGGGCCUCCCAUCCCCGGUUUCCUGGGCCUUGCGGAUUACGAAAUGGCGCUGGCGCGUCGGCGGGCUAUCGCGGGCGCCGAGGUGGUGCAGAUGCGCACAAACGUAAUCCCCAAACAGGACGUCUUCAACCUCUUGGUGGUGUACUGCAACUUAGAGCGCUACCCCGAGCAGCUGGCGAUCCUCCAAGAGGCCAUCAGUGCCCCGGUGUCUAAAACAGCAAUCACCGCUACGGCACGUGCUAUCGCAGCCAGGAACACAGGUGUAGGACCGGCCGCCGCCGCGGCCGCCGCCGCCGCAGCUACCACCGCAGCGCGUCAGGUGGAUCUGGAGGCGGAGGCGGAGCGGCAACGUAUAAAAGCCACUGCAUGGGUGCUUGGGGUGACCUGGCGGCGCAUCACCAACGAGACCUACACCUCCUUCCUGUGCCGGGUGCUGGGAUGGCCGGCGGAUGUGGUGGUUGCCAUGCACCGCACCAGAGCCGCACACCUCAUCGCGCGCGCGCUAGUUCGUGGCCAUGACAUGGGCUCCGUUUCCAAGCCCCCUCCACCACGCGAGCGCUGA